Camponotus floridanus (Florida carpenter ant) is the source of this 2211-nucleotide messenger RNA. RefSeq lists its product as uncharacterized. The transcript has a single exon. The coding region runs from base 1 to 2211 and encodes 736 amino acids. The record is from RefSeq and is a predicted model, not a curated record. Lineage: Eukaryota; Metazoa; Arthropoda; Insecta; Hymenoptera; Formicidae.
AUGACAUCACUGGAUGAGCUUCUGGUAAAGCAACACCAGUUAAUGAAUUCCAUUCACCGUACGCUACCAAAUUUCAAGAAAAUGGGACAAGCUAAGAUGACAUACGCUGUGGUACAGGGCAAAAUUACGUUCUUGAAGGAAAAGUUCUUGCAUGCCAGGAUCUGGACGCGAAAAUUCUUUCGCACGUCGACAUCAAAGGUAAGGAGACCUACGUCUCAGAAAACCACUUCGUCGCUUGUAAAGACGCUCGAGGAAGCACUGGACUACCUGUCGGAGGCUCUCGCUAAACUCACUAGCACUGGUAAACCCGGAGACCAAACCGUGAGUCAUAACUCUGAUUCGUCUACUAAUCCAUCGCCUCAACUUCCGCGGAUCAGCUUGCCGACUUUCAACGGAACUUUCAACCGUUGGGAAAGCUUUCGCGAUCGAUUUAAAGCAAUUAUUAUAGAUAAUCGCAAUCUCACGAAUGUCGAUCGACUGCAAUACUUAUGUUCAAGUUUAUCGGGCGAUGCAAGUAACGCGCUCAAUAAUCUCGCGAUUACCGAUGCUAAUUUCGCUGUCGCAUGGGACAUUCUUACGUCGCGUUAUGAAAAUAAGUGCCGCUUGAUCAACGGCCAUUUACAAACUUUGUUCUCGCUGUCGCCGCUCUCGUCCGAAACCUUCAAAGACCUUCAAACGUUGCGUGACACAGCGAAUAUGUCGAUUCAAGCGCUCAAAAACCUCGGUUGUCCUGUCGAUAGGUGGAGCGAAAUUUUAGUGUUCCUUAUCUCUCAGAAAUUAGAUAAAUCCUCCAGAAAAGCGUGGGAAUCGCGAUUAGGCGAAACCAUCGAUUAUCCUCCGUACGCCGAGUUAGAUAAAUUUCUAGAAUCACGUAUUCGCGCUCUUGAAGUUAUCGCGCCGUCUAAAUCCGACAAUGCGGCUAAUUCGCAAAAAUCGACUAAAACAAAAUCGAUCGCCUCUCAUUCGGCCACAACUGCGAAUCCAUCGUGUCCGAUCUGUAAAUCGUCGCAUUCGUUAUUUCAGUGUCCGUCUUUCUCCGCCUAUACUCCAUCGCAACGCUACGAUUAUAUUAAAAAAGAAAAUCGUUGCAUAAAUUGUCUUGGGUGCAAACAUUCACAGAAAAAUUGUAAAAGCGUUCGGUCAUGUAAGACUUGUCAUCAACGGCAUCAUACUUUGCUCCAUUUCACGGAUGAUUCAAAGCCUAACAAGGAGGAAUCGGCCUCAAUCGUUGAAUCAAAGGAUGUAAAACCGAAUAACGAAGUCGCAUCACAUUUGAUGUCGAAUAUUAUGAUGCCGAGAUCGACAAUACUUUUGGCCACCGCUCGCGUUCGCAUAUACUCGCCGCACGGACGCUGUGUUCGUGCUCGCGCAUUACUCGAUCAAGACUCCGUCGCCACGUUAAUCUCGUCGAACAUCGCUCAGCGCUUACGCCUAGCAAAGGUGAAGCGCAUAACGCGUAUCACCGGAAUAGGAGAAUCGCAAUCGGUAUCGCGUUACGCAGCACAUAUCCGCGUAACACCCUCCGCCGGUGAUCAUCCUGCCUACUCGACUAUCGCUUACAUAAUCAAUUCAUUGUCGAAAUACUUACCUAAUCGUAUCAAUUCGUCGUGCCAAUGGACGCAUACAUCUUCUCUCGCCGAUGAUGACCCCAUGAGUUCAGACCCUAUCGAUGUCAUCAUCGGAGCCGACCUUUACGGCCAGCUCUUGCUGGACAGUAUCCGUAGGGGUACCGAUACCGAGCCUAUCGCGCAGCACACAACUCUCGGGUGGAUAUUAUCCGGACCCACUUCAUCAUCUCAAUCUCGUUCUACGAGUUCCAUGCUCGUUCACCACGGAACCUUUCUCGAAACAUUAGACGUCGAUCUGCAUCGCUUUUGGGAGGUCGAAGAAAUACCUCGCAAACAGUCUCUGAGUCCCGAAGAAAAACAGUGCGAGGACCAUUUCGCAGUCACUCACUAUCGCACGCCGGAGGGAAAAUAUGUUGUUCGACUACCGUUCAAGAGCGACCCUCCUAUCGAGAUCGGAGAAUCGCGCUCCACCGCGCUGUCGAGUCUAUAUCGCGCUGAACAACACUUUCGUCGCAAUCCAACCAAAGCUACUUUAUAUCGCGAUUUUCUUGAAGAAUAUGAGAAUCUCGGUCAUAUGAUUAAAACACCUGACAUCGAGCCAUUCGCAAAUCUAUCAUAUUCCGCACCAUGCAGUCUUUCGUGA